AUGAAGCUGAAGAAUAUCCACGUUAGACGUAGCGUAGAAAAAACCCAGUCAAAGGCACCUUUUGGGCCGUCCUCUUGUCGCCUGAGUUCAGAAACAGCAUUCGCAUUCACCAUCUUCUUGCGGAUCGACGUGUUUUGGAAUGUCUUGAUUUUGGCCAAGACUUUGGCAAUAGCGCUAGACUGUCCAACCGACGUCUGUGGGACUCUCGAAGCACCUGGGUUGCAAAUAGAUACUCCGUGGCCGGGCAUCUUACUGUAUCCCACGACGUGCAUCGUGCACACCUGCUUGCACCCAACCCCUAAUACCGACACGCCGGGCUCCCUUCUAACGCUCACCGCUCAAGCAUCCAUUUUGCUACAACAAGUAACGUACUUGGUGCGCCAGUCCAAUCUGGCUGAUAACUUAAACCUUGUUUUCGUAACCCCACUGCGAUCCGCCUCGGGCUUCUGGUUCUUAAUAUAUUCUCCCGCGAGAGUCCUUUGA
This is a messenger RNA of Guyanagaster necrorhizus, 483 nucleotides long. RefSeq lists its product as uncharacterized. Lineage: Eukaryota; Fungi; Basidiomycota; Agaricomycetes; Agaricales; Physalacriaceae. Bases 1 to 483 code for a protein of 160 amino acids. The record is from RefSeq and is a predicted model, not a curated record. The transcript has 4 exons.